AUGAGCCAGCAACUGAAGAUAGGCCAGAAUAUACUUUCCAAACAUAUUUGGGAACAAGAAGCUAAAUUUUUAAAGGAUAUAUACUAUCCAAGAACAGAAAUGAAAGAGGUUAGUAACCACCAAGUUGAUGGAAAGGAUAAGAAAGCUCUACAAAGUUUGGCAAACCAUCUUGAGCAUCUGGGCAACCAAACUGAUCGAUUUAAAUCCAUUAUUGAAGAUUCACAACCGAUGCCAGAGGAUGAUAUGCCAAUUCUGCAUUACCUCGCUCACUCCGAGUAUAUCGUUAAUGGGUUCGAUGCAAAUGAAGAAAUGACAACCAUCGAGGUCUUUACUGAUAAAUGGGAUAGAUACAUAAAAGAGAGACAAAAUAAAGAAACAAAUAAGGAAUGACUCAAAGAAGAAUUCCUGUAUCAGUCAAAUAGGAUGCCAGAGCUCCUGACUUCGAAAUUCCAAGCUGUUCAAAACUCAAAAGGAGAAGUUAGAGUCAAAACAUAUCUCACUGCAUUCAUUCCUCAUAAAAAAAUUGAGUGUCAAAUUGAAAAUCAGUGAUACAAAACAGUGGCUAAUUCUAAAAUGAGUUGAGAUAGCAUAGUGGUAUAUGGAAUCUUGAGUCCACUAUGACCUGGCAAGAUACCCGAUGUGAAAUUUUUUACAAACCACCUCAGAUCAAGCACUGGAUUUGAAUAUAUCUCCCAAACUAUUGAUGAGCCAUUAUACAUUGAAGACUUCGGUAAAGUAGAGCUUUUCAUGAAGUUAUUAUUGAGAGACAUUUACAAGUAUAACUUAAACAAAAUAAAAAACCUAUCAGACGAUCCAAUGGGUCCAACAGAUCCUUCCCAAGGUGAAGCUCAGGAAGGAUUGCCCAACUUUAAGAAUUACUUUUUCGUCCCAAUUAAUAUGACAAAGCUGGUAGAGCAUCCGGAAGAUAUCAUUGAUUGGGAUUACAUUGACAUGGUACUUGAUAUCCAUCAUAAAGGAGUUGCCAACACCACCCACAACCUGUACGAUAUUUAUCAGAGAUUUAUGAGCGAAGACUCAGGGAUGAGUAAACAAGAAGGAAUGGAACACUUUAAUGCCUUUGUAAAAGAUAGCAUCUUCAUAAAGGCAGAUAAACCUCACUGCUUAUAUAUCAAUUUAAAGGUAGUUGAAGAUCUCAAACAGAAAGAUCCUAUAGAAUUUGCUGAGCAAUUGAAGAUCAACAUUGGAAGCAAGAAUUUUGAUUCAGCAUAUCAGCUCAUUGAUUCAGGAAAGGUUAACGCAAGCACUGUAAAGUUUUUCAGAGAUUAUUGAUCAUCCAAAGGCAAAGCCCAGUAUUUGAAAUAUAUGAACUCUCCAGUAGUAAUUGCAGAUUUUAUCAAGAAUCCAAAUACACUCAAACUUAGAUUUUUACCAGUAGACCUUGCCAUUAGAGCUAAAAGGAAAUUCUACACAGAAGCCAAACCUCCUGGAGUCUCAGGCAGGCCGAUCCUAUCUCUCCACGAUGUGUAUCCUUAUUAUAUGAACAAAGAGCAGUGGCUUCAUUGCUGAUUUCUGCAGAUUCUUGCCACCCAUUACGAAAGAUGAUCAUAUGUCACAGAGCUAUGAAAUGGAGUGGGACUUGAUGUUAAUUGUGUGGAUCUGUACAUAGCCACCAAUACUAAAGCCACAAGUGCAGAAAUCAAUUUGGAGCCUCUAGAAACUUACGGAGAUACUGUUUUAAAAUUUGCAGCUGCUUGGAUAUCAUACGAAGUUUUUAAGAACGAUCCUGAAGCUGGUGAAAAUGAAAUCUGUGAACGCAGAAACUGUUUCAUCACAAACAAGGAACUCUUUAGAGUAGGAGUUUCACUUAAUCUACGAAGAUACCUAAGAACUCUGGAUGGAGAUAUUACGAACUGGGUUCCUCCAUUCACAGACCUCAGCUUGAAAUACAAUCCUUCUAAAUGAUUUUAUGUAGAAAGCAAGUACACAGGCAAAAACAUUGCAGAUUGAACCGAAGCUCUAAUUGCUGCAUACAUGUUCAAAGGAGGUGUGAAGCAUGCUCUCAAGUUUAUAUCUAAAAUUGGUGCGGUGCCUUUAGAUAAGUCAGGACUUCUAGAAAUGUUUCCUGACUCUCCAUCUUCCUUUAGAAUUGGCAACCCGAAAGAGUUUAGAGUUAAAAUCAAUGCAAAUUUCGAAGAAAUAUUUAAAGAGUACUGUCUCAGACAUCUCCCAAGCCACUCUAUUAUUCAAAAUUUCAAGAAGAGCCUGAGAGUUAAGCAAAUAGAACCUCUAGGAGCAGCAUACAAACAUAUGGAAAAUUAUUCGCACAAUGACCUUACUCAAGUUGGUCAGUGGGACAAAGUACUUGAAGAACUCGAAAGCAUUUUGGACUACAAGUUUGUGAACAUUAAAUAUCUCAAAGAAGCACUGAUCCACGAAAGCUACUACUCAGUUCACUGCAGUAGAAGCUAUGGCUACAUAAUCAAUUAUGAAAAGUUAGAAGUUCUAGGAGAUGCAGUACUGGACGUCAUCGUAAACAGCUCACUUGCAGCGUUUGCAAUGGAGAAAAAUGUAUCUCCAUUUGAAAUACACCAUUCAAAGUCAAGACUAGUCAAUAAUGAACUUUUAUGAAAAAUAGCAUGAUUUUACGGAAUUCACAGAUUUAUAUUAUCAGGUCUAUCAACAUUUACUAUUCCAGAAGACCAAAUUCAAGACUUAUUUGAUGAAGAUGCCAAGGCAUCAGCAGAAGGAAAAUACGGAAGGCAAUUUUUUGAAUCUCUAGGAAGUAGAUCUAACACUUUCUGGAAUCAUAAAACGAGCUCAAAGAGCAGGAAGAGGAAUAAAUCAAGAAGAAGGAAGAAAGCAAAUCAUUACCCAGUCCUAAAUCAGAAAGUUGUUAAACCUAAUUUCGAAAAGAAUACAAAAGCACAAUGCAUUAACUCAUAUUUGAAAGACUUUGAGCCUAACUUUGUGUUCUGUUCUGAUUAUGAGCCAUUUGAAGAGUUACAGCAUAAGAUCCACAACAGAUAUUAUGAAGCACCAAAAAUCAUACCUGAUGUGUUCGAAGCUAUCCUCGGUGCCGUUUUUGUUGAUGGAGGCUACAAUGAAGUGGUCAGGGUACUCCAACACACCUUGGGUCCUUUUGUAUGCAUGGUGGCAAAGUAUUUUGACAAGAUUAGGAAAAAUCCCAUUGAAGAGUUCACUCUGUUCUGCAAUUCUAAAGGCUUAACCCCAAAGAUAGAGACAUUUAAGCUUGGAGCUAUCAAAGAGAAGAAUCCAUACGAUUCUGAUUGAAAUCAAGAAUUGGGAUAUCCCUUAGAAGACCAGCCUGAGGGAAAACCUCUGGUUCACCACAAAUGCGUGAUUAUUCAUAAAGGAAACAAACAGUUAAGCAAAUCUUAUGGAAAUACAAGAGAGCAGGCGAAGAAGAAUGCAUGUGCAUUAGGCUUCUCUCUUUUGAGAGAAGAGUUCAACCUAGAAAAACAAGAUUCAAAGGAAGGUAAAAAGGAACCUAGUAAUGAUCAAAGCAGUGAUGAGUGUACCUACACUCAUGACAGUGGUGAUACUUCGUUUGAUCAUAGCAAAAUGAGGGGGGAUGGAUCAGACGAGUGAAUGUCUGAAGGAUCUAAAGAUAUUUAUUAAGAUAUGAUAUAAUUCUUAUGAUAG
Messenger RNA from Moneuplotes crassus, 3624 nucleotides. The record is from the annotation of a GenBank genome assembly. Lineage: Eukaryota; Ciliophora; Spirotrichea; Euplotida; Euplotidae.